Messenger RNA from Aspergillus nomiae NRRL 13137, 492 nucleotides. RefSeq names its product GMF family protein. Gene Ontology annotation, cellular component: actin cortical patch. NCBI's taxonomy places the organism in Eukaryota, Fungi, Ascomycota, Eurotiomycetes, Eurotiales, Aspergillaceae. The transcript is spliced from 3 exons. The coding region runs from base 1 to 492 and encodes 163 amino acids. The record is from RefSeq and is a predicted model, not a curated record. Gene Ontology annotation, biological process: actin filament debranching; negative regulation of Arp2/3 complex-mediated actin nucleation. Gene Ontology annotation, molecular function: Arp2/3 complex binding; actin binding.
AUGGUGAGAUUGCCCCGCAUUCCCCCUCGUAAACGUUGCGCCCCUGACGAUAUCUCGAGGAAACAGGCUUCUGAAUCUCGGCUAUAUGCGUUCUCUCCGGAGACGAAGGAGAAAUUGCGCAAGUUUCGUCUAGGAACUUCUAGAGCAAAGGAAGCUCAAGCUAUAAUAUACAUCAUCGACCAAAAGAGCCAAGAGAUUCGUCCUGAAGAUGGCGAAGUAUACACAAAGAUGGAAGACGUGGCCGAUGAGCUCCCUGACUCAUCGCCCCGUUUCAUCCUCCUGAGUUAUCCUUUGACUCUGAAAUCUGGUCGCCCUUCGGUUCCUUACGUCCUUCUCUACUGGCUCCCAGAGAACUGCAACCCAAAUUCGCGAAUGAUGUACGCUGGCGCCGUCGAAUUGAUGCGCAACACCGCACAAGUCAAUCGUGUGAUUGAAGUUGAGGAAGAGGAUGACAUUAUCUCCAUUGAAUCGAAAUUGCAGAGUGAGGACUGA